UUAAGGUUAUGUCAUGUCAUAUCGAUAGAAGAUAUUUUUAAAAACCUAAUUUAAGUUUAGUUGUAAUGCUUUUUAAAUAUACAUGUACAUUUUAAACUACUUAAGUUUGUAUGAUGACGUUAACUUAUUUUAAAAUAUUCUAAUAGCGACAGUAUCCAAAUCAACGCGGCAAUAGUAUUUAAAUAUGUAUAAAACUGUUGCAGGAUGUUCUGUUCUUAUUAUUAUUGUAGGAAUAUUUUUACCAGAUCAGACCAGUAAUGUUAUUGGAACUCUUCUUGGGUCCCUUUUGUUUUAUAACACAAAAUUUACCGAAAAUUCAGGAGUUCCAUUAUUUACAAAGGAUGAGUUGAAGUCUUACAAUGGAGUAGACAAACCACAACUUUACUUAGCUCUCUUAGGGAAAGUUUUUGAUGUGUCUCGAGGACAUAAACACUAUGGUCCCAAUCAGCAGUAUAAUGUAUUUGUUGGUUGUGAUGCAUCAAGGAGUUUCGUAACUGGCAAAUUCGACAAAGAGGAUCUCAGUGAUGAUGUUGCAGAUCUAAGUAAAGAGGAGUUGAGGUCCCUUGACCACUGGGUUAAAUUUUACAAGAGUUCUUAUGAACAAGUAGGUAAAGUUAUUGGAAGGUAUUAUAAAGAAGAUGGUAAGCUUACUCCUUAUGGAAGUCAAGUUAAGAAACUGAUAAGAGCUGCAGAGCUGGACAAAGAAAAUGAAAUGGAAGACAUGAAAAAGUUUCCACCUUGCAACAUUGAGUGGAAUAAAGAAACGGGCACGAAAUUGUGGUGUUCUAAUAAAAGUGGAGGAAUUUCGAGAGAUUGGGUUGGCCUGCCUAGACAGUAUUAUGAGGUGAAUUCAAAAAAAUACAGAUGUGCUUGUAUUAAAGAAGAUAAGGUGGAUUCUAUUGGAAACAUAAAGGAGUAUGAAGGUUGUGAUACAAGGUCUAAUGUUUGUUUUGUUAAAACGUAAUUUGUUUCAAAAAACGAUUUUAUAUAAAAUAUGGAAUUUAUUGCGAAUCUCGAAUUAAAUUUUUAUAUUUUAA
Diabrotica virgifera virgifera (western corn rootworm) is the source of this 1037-nucleotide messenger RNA. RefSeq names its product neuferricin. Bases 185 to 964 code for a protein of 259 amino acids. Gene Ontology annotation, cellular component: endomembrane system; membrane. The record is from RefSeq and is a predicted model, not a curated record. The transcript has 4 exons. NCBI's taxonomy places the organism in Eukaryota, Metazoa, Arthropoda, Insecta, Coleoptera, Chrysomelidae.